Cylicostephanus goldi is the source of this 918-nucleotide messenger RNA. The record is from the annotation of a GenBank genome assembly. NCBI's taxonomy places the organism in Eukaryota, Metazoa, Nematoda, Chromadorea, Rhabditida, Strongylidae.
UUGAACUGCAGUGAGUCAGCUUCCAUCUUCCAGGUGAUCCAGUAUGCUUCUCAAGGCCGCUACGAAGUUGCUGUUCCACUUUGUAAACAAGCGCUCGAAGAUCUGGAAAAAACUAGCGGUCAUGACCAUCCUGACGUGGCGACUAUGCUGAACAUUCUUGCGCUGGUGUAUAGAGACCAAAAUAAAUAUAAGGAGGCUGCCAAUCUUCUCAAUGAAGCACUAGCCAUCAGGGAGAAGUGCUUAGGAGAGAACCAUUCUGCUGUAGCCGCCACUUUGAAUAACUUGGCAGUCCUUUAUGGCAAGCGUGGAAAGUUCAAGGACGCUGAACCACUUUGCAAACGUGCUCUAGAAAUUAGGGAGAAGGUGCUUGGUCAUGACAAUCCAGAUGUUGCUAAACAACUCAACAACUUGGCUCUCUUGUGUCAGAACCAAGGAAAGUAUGAAGAGGUGGAGAAGUAUUACAAACGUGCUUUGGAAAUCUACGAGACAAAGCUUGGACCAGAUGAUCCCAAUGUCGCAAAGACGAAGAACAAUCUCUCAUCAGCAUACUUGAAGCAAGGAAAAUACAAGGAAGCUGAGGAACUGUACAAGCAGAUUUUAACAAGAGCGCACGAGCGGGAGUUUGGCAAGAUCGGUGAGGAUAAUAAACCAAUCUGGCAGAUAGCUGAGGAUCGGGAGGAGCUCAAGCAAAAAGGCGGUGCAGAUGCAGGGCCAAUCGCUUACAACGACCUUGGUGGUUGGCACAAGGCCGCAAAAGUUGACAGUCCAACUGUAACGACAACACUGAAAAACCUUGGCGCUCUCUAUCGACGUCAAGGCAAGUAUGAGGCUGCGGAAACACUAGAAGACGUGGCUCUUAGGGCUAAGAAGCAGGUAUGUGUCUUUUCACUUUUUUUGUACUCACUGCCGUCUAAGUGA